AGCUCUUAUAAUUACCUGAAGAACAGGUGUCGUAAGUCAGAGUGGAAGAGUCCGCUGUCUGUCAGUCACACCUUGCCGACACAACGUCGGCUCGAACGACUAAAGUUGGGAUUUUAACUUAUUUAAGCUGAUUUAUUAAGGGGUUGAGUGUUGUCUUCACACGGUGGGCACAACAUGCGGGGACGUUUUAAUCGUAAGGACACUUACUGGGAAACUGACGUGCCCACAGCAGUGGAGGUGGAAUCCCCAGGCGAGCUGUCCCCUCUACCCGGGGGAUCAACCAGCUCGGAUUGGCCCGACACCCCCGUGUCUGGGUCAGCUCACACCCAUCCGGAGGAACCAGACCCCCCCGUGUCAGGGUCAGCUCACAUGGGCUUGGACCACCCUCACCAGAAAAGCUCUGACUACAACCUUGAGAAGCGAUACCUUGGGGUGCGUGUCAAAAUGCCAGUGAAGGACAUGCUGAGAAGCAUCCGCCUGGCCCAGGGAUGUGACCCACAAGAGCUGCAGGAGAAAAGUCUCAAAAGAUCUAAAGGAGAUAAGAAACGAGUGAAUACUUGCAAAGAGCGCCAAUCUAACAAGAGGAAGCGCCCCAAUAAAAGCCUCGAGGAGCUGGCUAUCAUUGUGGAGGUGCUGGAGGAGGACCUCAAAAUGGGCAACACUUCCCAUCGGCCCUCCGCCGCCUCCAACCCCUCCCCCGCCUUCCUGCUGUCCUUCAAGUCUACGGAGCCCAGCAGCCCUACCUGGGGCGGCACGCCGCCGGGCUACGGCCAGGCCUCCUGCAGCAGCCCCGAGUCGGGGCCCUUGAGCAGCUGUGGCUCGGCCUCCGACCCCCACAGCCCCUCCAGCGACAGCAUGAGCGACGGCGGCUCCAGCGAUCGUCUGUCCCAAUGCCUCCCUUCGUAUCAGCAGUGCAUGGCCGGUUACCAUAGCGCCGCUGACGACAGUGACGGCAUGAUCCCCAGCCCCGAGUACACGGCGGCCCUCUCCUCGCCGGGCCCCGCUGAGUUCUGGCGAGCAGCUUCUCCCCACAGCCCAGACUUCGCCCCCCCCCCCGGCCACGACCUGUUCAGGGACCACGGGGUCGAAGGCCACUGCGACGACAUUGGUGGUCUGGAGAGUGGGUGGUUCAGCUCUGGACACGGCGUCGGUCAGAGCAGCGGCGCCUACUUCGUCAGCCAGCUGCAGAGAGAGGAGAACGAGCUGGAGGACGUGUGUGAUAGCAGGUUGCUUGCAACGGACGGACAGGGCAGGAUGGCUCUGCACCGAGUGGCCUGUCUAGGGAAGAGGGCUCAGGGAUACGCCAUUGCCAAACGAAUGGCGAGCAUCCACUGUUUGGACCUCAAGGACUCUGAGGGAAUGACUUCCCUUCACCUGGCGGCCAGGCACAACCAGCACCUGAUGGUGGCUGACCUCAUCGGCCUGGGCGCCAAUGCCAAUGAGAAGGACGCAUCUGGGAAGACCUGCCUCCACAUCUGUGCUGAGAGAGGCUACAUCCGCGUGCUGGAGGUGUUGAAACACAUGAUGUCCGAUGGCGUGUUCGUCGAUAUGGAUGCCACUGAUAACUAUGGACUGAGCGUGCUGCAGUGUGCCGCUCUGGGCCUGAGCGCUGCGGUCCAGGAGCUGGAGGGGAGGGCCUGCCUGGGCCGGGCCCGGCUGCACACCCUCCGCAAGGAGCAGAUGAUGGAGACCCUGGAGUGUCUGCUGCAGAUGGACAACCGCCCACCCGCACCGGGUGGUGCUUACCGAGACACGGCGUUUGAUGUGCGCCGUGAAAUGGAGCCCGACCAGUUUAUGCAAGGACUGAAGUCCUACAUAAAGAAAGGGAACUCCGUGACCAAGACCUGGUCAAACCUUUAAAAGGACCUUCUUUUAUACCUGACAGUAAUGUUUCGGCGUUUGUUGGAGCUUGAACUUGUCCUGGAAGUUGAAAAAGACGCUUGUGCCAUUGAAAACUUCAACUCAUUAUCUCUGAAGUAUUUCCCUUGAGGCCUUUUCUUAAUGGCGGUGCUCUUUUCGCUCUAAGGCAAAUGUCAUUCUCAUUAUGUCAAGCAUCUGACGUCUUAUGCAAGGUGGAACAACCUGACUCCGUCAGUUGUGUUUUGGCUUGCGUAACACUUUCAGGUGCCCGUUGGCUGGUUUCUAUGAAACUUCCAUUGUUUAUUACAUUGUAGUAACAUGUUCUCCAUAGUUCGGAACCUUGUGGAACAAUCCAAUAUGGAUGGUUUACAAAUUGGUAGACCGGCAUGUGUUGUUGGUUGAGGUCUAAGUUUUAAACCUCAGCCGGUUCUAUUGUGUAGGCUGCCCUGAGCACUUUUAAAAUAGUGUCCCCCAGUAUGUUACUAAAGUACUAUUACCUUACAAGAUGAGAGGAUUCCCUCCACAAAUUUGCUGAACCUAUAUGAAUAUCUUUGUUUCUCAUAUGCAUAGAUGAAUGAAAAAUGUGAGUAAUGUUUCAAUAUUUAAAAUGUUGACUUUAAAGCAGAUGGACUGUGCCAUGUCAGAAGAAACCACAGUUCUAUGUCCAUAUUAUCCAUAGCCAUGUUCUUGAUAGCGUAACAAACCAGGUGGAGCAAUGGUAUGCAGCAUUAUAGCUGUAGCAAAGCAUUUUUGACAUAGCCAUUGUAAACAGCUUAAAUAUAUUUUAUCAUAAUGUAUAUUUUAUAACAUUAGGAUUCUCUAAAUAUUCCAUAUAUGAUUCUGCUGUGUCUUCCUUUUUUUGGAUAAAGUAAGAUAUGAUUGAUGUACCACAAGUACAUGCUUUCCCCCCACAUCUCCUCCUUAAUACAGUUGAUUUGAUCCUGCAAUAAAAAUCUAGAAUUGUGGCCCAAUAUUUAUAGGCAGUAAAUGUUAUCAGCCAUUCUGUUUUGAUGUGGUUAAGAGGAUGCUUAAUCAUUUUUUGUUGCCUUAAUCGCAAGGCUUACGCAUGGGUUCAAGUUAAAUAUUUAACAGCAAGUUAAAACUGUAUAUAUUUAACAGCUGUUGAUCAAUAAGUGCAUCACUGUUUUGUUAAUGUGGAAGCGUAAAACUUUUGUUAUUGUUUACUGCAUUACCUUUUAUUUUAUCAGGGGAAAACAUUAAAGGCUCACAUGUGAAUGUAGCCAUUUCAAUAAUUUCAAUGACUUUCUUCGAGUACUCAGCAUUUUGAGAAUCCCACAUGCAGUGUAUCACAAUGACCUGCUCCCCAUUUCCCAUUUAUUUCAACACUGUCAUGAACACGUGUCUGUUUAUACAAUAUAUAUGUGUACAAUAUUAUGUGCAAUAUAUUACUUUUAUUUUUUGGGAUGGUUAUAUAGUUUUGUGUGCGUAUAAAGUGGGUUAUAUUGAGGGUUAGUUGGGAUGGUUAUAUAGUUGUGUUUGCUUAGGUUAUAUUGAGGGAAAGUUGGGAUGGUUACAUAGUUUUGUGUGCUAACACAGUGGGUUAUAUUGAGGGUUAGUUGGGAUAGUUAUAUAGUUUUGUGUGCGUGUACAGUGGUUUGUAUUGAUGAUUUAUUAGCUUGCUGAUUAUAUUACGGUUUCUUUGAUCAUGAGUAGAAAUUAAAGUCUGACCAAA
Gadus morhua (Atlantic cod) is the source of this 3553-nucleotide messenger RNA. RefSeq lists its product as uncharacterized. The record is from RefSeq and is a predicted model, not a curated record. Gene Ontology annotation, cellular component: nucleus. The coding region runs from base 175 to 1860 and encodes 561 amino acids. Lineage: Eukaryota; Metazoa; Chordata; Actinopteri; Gadiformes; Gadidae. Gene Ontology annotation, molecular function: POU domain binding; DNA binding. The transcript has 11 exons. Gene Ontology annotation, biological process: regulation of gene expression.